GAGAUUCGCGAUUCGCUCACGCCAUGUCACCAGGAUCCGACGUUCGCUGCUGUGCUCUCGAGUGCUCCGCGAGUCCGGACUUAUAACAUGUUUCCUCGUCGGCACUCUUCCGGUCCCAUACAGGAACCCCCAAAGCAUCCUUGAAUCGCCGAGCGAAACCACCGGUGAGGCCAAGAGGACGUAGCAGACAACAGCAACGCGCCGAUUCGCUCGACAGCUCCCCCUCCCCUCCUCCUCUCUUUCGGCUGGCCGCGCUCCUCCGUUGCCCCGUUCACACACGGCAGGCUAGAUACCCGUCAUGUCGACCAUGCAAAGUCCGGUGAUUGUAGUCGAGGCACAAGCCCAGUCCUCCCAGUACCUGGAUGAAAAGGAGUCGGCGGUGAUCUCCACGGCCGAGGCUGUGGCUCCCGCACAGCAGGCGGGCCAGAACAGAUACCUCGUUGUGUCACCAUACCAUGAGCCCGAGCAUCUCCUCGAUCUCGAAACGCUCGACGGAGAGAACCGGCUCCUAGCGCUCGCGUUGACGAAGAUGAAGUGCUUGCGGGAGGACUAUGCCACCGCACCGUACAUCGAGUCGUUCAACUGGGACGAGAUCAUCGAGACCCUUCAGGCGCUCGCCCGAGAGCUCAACUAUAAGUGGAAGAAAACUGCAUUCUUUGUGGUCGUGUUCCGCUCCCGCAUUCCACCGACAACAGUGUAUGCCGAGCUGGGCACGCUGGACAAGGCUGCCCACGCAGAGGCCACGGCAAGCGGCGGCUUCCUCAAGUAUUGGUUUGGAACACCCGACGCCGAAGGCCGGAACUUGGCGACAUGUAUUUGGAGAUCCCAGGAAGAUGCGAAGAAAGGAGGCAUUGGUCCAGCUCACCGGAAGGCCGCGGGGGCAGCAAGGUCUCUGUACUCCUUUUGGAAGAUUGACCGUCUCAAACUGACGAUUGAGGACGACGUCAAGGGCUGGACCAUCACCGAUUGGGAGGAAUGAGAAAUUAGCGACUUGCCCGUCGACGUAGCCUUUGGGUUGGACGACGGUGGGGUGUGUUGUGACAAGGGGUCUUUGUUUGCUUUUCGGGCAGCGGCAGCGGCAGCAGCAUUAGCGAUAUCGAUAGAAGGCGGGCGUGAUAGUGCCUAAAACAGUGGCAAGUU
Molecule: messenger RNA, 1140 nt
Organism: Thermothielavioides terrestris NRRL 8126
Lineage: Eukaryota; Fungi; Ascomycota; Sordariomycetes; Sordariales; Chaetomiaceae
Exons: 2
Coding region: 299-979 (226 amino acids)
Source: RefSeq, a predicted model, not a curated record